UGCAACCAUCCACAUCAUCACAACAGCAACUUAUUCAACAUCCUUCUCAACAGUUAAAUGGGACUUUACCCUUAGAUAUUAGUCUUGAUCAAAUGCCUCCUAACGCUGUUGCUGCCGCCACUGCUGCUGCUGCUACUACUACUAAUAGACAUGUGGGAGCUGCCAAUAUCACGACUCUUACGAUGACUCCUUCCUCCAGUGCUGCUGCUAACAAUAACCCUCACGCUAUGACAACUCCUCCUAUGACUACAACUGCUACAUCUCAUACAAAUACCAAUCUUGCCGCUCCUAUGUUUUACAAUAACUCUUCUACAGCCUCCCUGCCUAACCUUUACUCUUCCUCCAAUCAUGCUUGGUCCUCUUCUGAGACUCAUUUGGUAACUCCACAAAUGACACCUUAUAGUAGCACGGAAGAAUUAUCAAAGCAGGAAUUUGGUGGUUCAAAAUCGGAUGAUGAGGAAACAAGUAGUGGAAUGGAAGAUGAUAUUGAUUUCCAUCAAACAUCACCCAUGAACGGACCCUACUUUGAUGCAAAUGCGCAUAAUCGACAAACUCAUCAAGCACUUAUGGCUACUGAAUUAUAUCCUGUUGGCCUUCAAAAUUCAGAUACCCAUUUCGAUCCUAACCUGAUGAACAGUUGGAAUAAUAUGAAAUAUGCUGCUGCUGUUCCUCCGCAUGCUUCAAUGAUUAAUGGUGGUAAUAUGGAUCCUAACAAUCUUGGUAACGAUCAACAUUUUUUGAUAGUUCUUUCAAGUCAUUCCUUAUUAAGAAUCUAUUUCUAAUAUGGCCUACGGGUACUUUUUGGUAAUAUAUAUAAUCAUUCCAUAUUCCCUUUAUUCAUCUCUUUAUUUUUCUUAACGUAGUGGCCAUCAAACGCAUAAGAAAAGAAUAAAAUAUUAUAAAAAGAAAAAAAAAAAAAUAUCGGUAAAU
Mycotypha africana is the source of this 930-nucleotide messenger RNA. RefSeq lists its product as uncharacterized. Lineage: Eukaryota; Fungi; Mucoromycota; Mucoromycetes; Mucorales; Mycotyphaceae. The transcript has 3 exons. Bases 93 to 782 code for a protein of 229 amino acids. The record is from RefSeq and is a predicted model, not a curated record.